Sesamum indicum (sesame) is the source of this 842-nucleotide messenger RNA. RefSeq lists its product as uncharacterized. Gene Ontology annotation, biological process: endoplasmic reticulum to Golgi vesicle-mediated transport; intracellular protein transport. Gene Ontology annotation, cellular component: endoplasmic reticulum; endoplasmic reticulum membrane. Lineage: Eukaryota; Viridiplantae; Streptophyta; Magnoliopsida; Lamiales; Pedaliaceae. The record is from RefSeq and is a predicted model, not a curated record. Gene Ontology annotation, molecular function: oxidoreductase activity.
CAAAGUCAGAUUAUCAAGAACCUUCACUAGCCUCACCCGUUAAGCAAGAUCAAGCAAGGGGAAAAAAAGAAGAAAAAGGAAAAUCACGUUCGACAAAGAAGAACUAGCAAGUCUGAAAGAGAAAUCAUAAAAUCAGAGGAAAAAAAUGGCGUUGCAAUGGGUGAUACUGGCGUACGUGGUGGCUGCAGAGGCGGCGGUGGCUAUUAUCCUGACAUUACCAUCGCCCAAGGCUCUGAAAUCUCGGAUUGUAUCGCUCAUCUCGCUUAUUCUGCAACCAUCACUCUUUAUCAUACCAUUCUCCGGUUUUCAGCUUCUGGAUAUUUACUGGAAGAAUGAACACCGGUUGAUGUGUUCUGGGGAGAUCUGCACUGCUGCUGAGAGGGAUCGCUAUGAGAAAUCGAUCUACAAGUCUCAGAGGAAUGCAGUGUUAUGUUCCGCUGCAUGCCUGCUCUAUUGGUGCAUUUACCGGAUUUGCAAGUAUCAUAGGGAGAUCCAAAGCAUGGAGGAAGUGGAGAAGAGGUACAAGGACCAGUAGUCUUUUUUCUUCCUCCAAUCCAGUAGAUACAAGGCAACGUAUUAGCAAUAUGAAAUAGCAGAGAUUUCUCUAAUGUUAGCUUUCUCAUACUUUCCACGGCUUCCUUUGUUUCAUAUACAGAUGUAAUUUACGAGCUCCUUUAACUCUUUCUGCAUCUAUUAAUUCUGCAUUCUGCCGCCAAAUCCAAAAUAAAUGUAGUUUUCAUGGUGUGAUCGUUACUUAGUGCAUUACUGAAAGUUCACUUGUCAAGACAUAUAUGAUCUUUUGUCUUGUUUCUAGUAGAAACAUGUUCUUCAGUAUUGCAGCG